CGUAGGCAAGGCUACAUACAAGAAUUAGUUUUUACAGGGAACAUCAACUAAACGCUUCAUCCCACCUUACCGCAAGCUGUCGCUCCGCGCCACUACCUUGCUAAACUCUACCGGCAGGAAUUCAACAUAGGUUCGCGUUUGUACUGUCAAGCUGUACCUUUUCAAAGCACGCGUAUGGCGUGAGCUGGAAUGGACUGAAACUCUACACACAAGUACUACUCAUAGCGCGGUUAUUCGCGGCUAGACUGUUGCUUGGAGGCGCCCAGGGCUGAGGCAUUUGUCAUUUGGCACCCUCUGUGUGGCGCCGACUGUAACUUAGGCGGUGAAGUUCGUUUUGGGGGUUUCAAUUGCGAGAUGUGGGCGACGCUCGUCCUUGCCACGUUUUUACUUCACCUGCCUUCUCACAUAGCCGGACGUGGCCUCGUCUUCCGUAUUGGAGCUACUGUUGGACGCGAUGGUCCAUGUGCGCCUCUGUACAAUGAGACCGUCCUCGGUUAUCAGUACUUCUUCAGCAUAAUGGAGCAGCAGCCGAGCAUCAUGGUUAAGGAUGCUGUCGGAGAACAAUACACUUUGCAGCUGAAGCUGAAGCUAGUUUCCCACGACUGCACCGAUGGCGGGGCCGCCGCUGCCAUGGAGUCGUUAAUCCACGGCACGCCGCCCAACCCCACUACCGGCGACCCUGGGUCCCCGCCGGUCCACCUGCUGCUAGGUGGAAACGGGAUCAACGCCUUGCAGGACUCCAUGCAGGCCAACAAUGCUUCCAGACUGCUGCUACAUUGCUGCACUGCACGCGACUCCGUUUUUGAACUGGAUCUACAACAUGUGUACGGACUCUUUACUCCUGCCAGUCUUUAUACGGGGCCCAUACUACGGACAAUGGCGCUUCGAGGCCUCAAACGUAUUGCAAUUGCCUAUUCGGUCGAAUCGCCUCUGUUUGUACAGUUAUGCGAGGGGGCCCUUCCACAGCUGUCGGCGCUGAGCGGGCUGCGUCCUGGCUUCGGUGCUGCGGUUGCCUUUAACUACUCGGCAGCUGAGGCGGAAGUGCCGGGCUUCUGGGAAGAUGCAGGGGAGCGUGUCGCGCAGGCUGGUGCCGAUGUGCUCAUUGCCUGUGACGAAAUGGAGCGCACGUCUCGGUUGGUUCACAGGCUCCACAACAUUGGACACCGGCUGUCCGCAGUCUGGCUGGCAUCGUGGGGCAAUGUCAGCGACUUCCUUACAUACCUCGACGGUUACGGCGAAUAUGCGAUGACAACCGUACAAUGGAUGCCAAGUCUGCCGUAUGCAGACCCCAUGUUCGGCUCAGCUGCCGAGUAUGCGGCUGCGUUUUCAAAAGCCACGGGCCAUGAGGCCUCGUACUUUGGCGCUGCCGCAUCGGCAAGCGGCUACGUCUUCUUAUCGGCAUUGCAGCGUGCAAUCAGCUUGUGCGAUCUGAGCCGCGUCAGCGAUACCAACACCACCGAUAGCUUCAUGUGGGAUGCAGGCGCCUUGUCCUGCUAUGACGCUAGCCACCCUUCCCAUGUAAUGGCAAACACCACCGGAGACGCGGUUUUGAGCUACGUGCUUAGGACCUUGAACAUGGAGACGUUCUUCGGCCCCAUAGGCUUCAACAGCUACCGCCAGAACAUUUUCCACCCGGCUAUUGUUGCCCAGGUCAUAUCUGGGGAACUGGCGGCGGUGCUGCCCCUGGAUGUGGCCGAACGGACACUUGUGAUGCCGAUACCCGAGCCCGAGCCUCCGAAGAAACGCUGGGUCUCAACUCCAGCCGGAGUAGCACUCAUUACGCUCUUCUGCAUCUUCGUCACGGUCCUUGCAGUAUGCCUUGCGCUUGCGGGCUUUGUGUAUGCUGGGCGGCGGCUGCCGCACUGGAGCAUCACUGCUGCUGUGGAGAUCAAACACAGCGACAUUAAGGUGGACAUCGCCCCCGUGCUGAACAUGGACGGCACAUUCGAGCCGGGCGAGGGGGUGUACCGGGGCACGCGGGUGAAGCUCGUGGUGGCCACGGAGCUGCUGCCGGCUGCAGCACCGCGAUCGCUUCGCAUGCCUCUAACGGGGCAUUGCUCAGCAGUUGCACUGGAAGACAGGUCCGCUAGGCCAUCCCGUUGUGGUGAUGUGGUUGAGGGAGCUGCUCUACCCGCACUACCCUCGACACAAAUGUCCACGCAAGGGAAUUUGGAGGGUCAGGCUUCUGUGAAGAACCUUCUACGCAAUCAGUCUAGUGAACUCCCGACAACAUCGUAUGGUUACCCAGCUUCUUACGCCUUAGCUACCUCAGCUCAGCCUUGCUCACCUACUGGCCGUAGCGCCAUGCGCAAGCGGCGGCAGCUCUCAGCUACCGUGUGGCGCGCCAUGCGGCUUCAGCACCCCCGCAUCUGCCCCAUCCUUGGCAUCGUCUGGAACUGGCCGGAUCUGUUGGAGGGGGGCGGAGUGGUGCCAGUGAUUGUUCGUCAGUGGUACGAGUUUGACAGCCUGGACCGGCUCCUGGAGAACGAGACGGUGCCCCUGCCGCUCAUGACCAAGGCCAACAUCGCGCAGGGGGUCGCGGAGGCGCUGGCGUACCUACAUGCGCAGGAGCCUCCCAUCGUGGCGGGCCCCAUUGAUGCGUCACGGGUCAUCAUUGACAAGAACUUUAACCCGCACUACUUCACGCGAGUCACCAGUCUGGAUCCGGCCUACACUACUGUGGAGCCCUUCGGAUCGCCUGCACGAGGAAAGUCCCGCAGUCUUGCGGGCCCCAGCAAAAGCUCUGCAAUGCAGCCGCCCGUAUUCGGACGAGUCUCCGGCUCACAGCUUCCGAACAUGAGCAGGGUAUCCGGAAGCCAGCUCCCUGCCCUUGCCAAGACUUCUGCAUCGCAGACAGCCCCUCAGCAGCUCGGUUCACAGCCGCCACAGCAGCAGGCCCCCGUGCCAAUCCCACCCGUGGCCGACCGGCCUUCGCCUGCUAUCCUUCCUACUCUCUGGCCACGAACACCACUGGACGAGGCGCGUAUCGAUAAGCUGCUUGAUGGGGCCGGUACAAAUGGCGCGCUGCGCGUCAGCCCCGGCAGUACUACGGGCCCUGCUGGGCCGUACACACGGGCAGGCACUGGCCUCGGCAGCGGCAUCUCCACUGGCCCGGCAGUCGCCAUCACGGUCCAGUACUUGCCAAGCAAGGAGCAAGACGCGUAUGAGUUUGGAAUCCUGCUGUGUCGCAUGUUUUCGUCAGCGCUGACGGCGGACCUGUCCAGGCGGCGCCUUCUCUCUUCGGGCCAGGUACUCGGAGCCGUGGAGGGCGAGGUUGGCAGCUCGGCAGCGGUUCCGCUGUCCCUGCAGCAGCCCUUUGAGGAGGAGCAGGUGGCUAACGCCCUUGUCGAGCUGAUGGACAUGUGCCCUCCCUUGGGCGAGCUGGCUGAAGCGUGCAUGCAGCGGGACUGCCAGCUCACAUUCACCGACAUCCUGAGGGCAUUGGAGCAAUGCGUCAUGCCUGCGUUGACGGAGAGUGCCUCUGUCAUUCACGCCGGCAAGCGCACGCUUGGCGGGCUCCUGACGCCAACCCGGAAGCCAGGACUGGAUCCUUUGUCGUCCAUUAGGCCCGUCGCGCCCGGCUCUCGUGCCUGCGCGUCAUGUGAUAUUGACGCACGGUGCCCGACAGGGAAGGUCUUGAAGCUGGAAGUGGAGGGCAGAAGCGCAUCGUGCACCAAGCAGGACAACCUGCGCAGCUCCGGAAUUCCGACCCUCAUCCGCACCACUGUGAUGCAAGACGACCUCCUGUACGACAUCUUUCCGCCGAAGGUUGCCCGAGCGCUGCAAGCCGGCGAGGCGGUGCAGCCGGAGCGUUACGACUGCGUGUCUAUCUUCUUCUCGGACGUGGUUGGCUACACGGACCUGUGCGGGCAGCUGCAGCCCGGCGAGGUGAUGGACCUGGUGCACCGCCUCUACUCGAGCUUCGACGACCUGAUCCGCAGCCUCAGGCUGUUCAAGGUUGAGACGGUGGGCGACGCCUACUUGGCCGUUGGCAACCUGCGCUGGCCCCAGCCCGACUCCCACGCACGCCUGAUGACCCAGUUUGCCUUCGCCGCCAUCCGCGCCGCCAACUCGCUUCCGGUGCACCCGGAGCGGCCCGAGCUGGGCUGCGUGCACAUCCGUGUGGGGCUGCACUGCGGCCCCGUGGUGGGCAGUGUGGUGGGCACCCUCAACCGGCGGUACUGCCUGUUCGGGGACGCGGUCAACACCGCUGCGCGCAUGGAGCACAACAGCAAGGCGGACCGGGUGCACUGCAGCGCGGCCUUUGCAGCACUGCUGCAGGAGCAGUGGCCCGUGGGUGCCCAGGUCACGAGCCGGGGAGUCAGGCCCAUCAAGGGAAAAGGGCCCAUGGAGACGUUUUGGGUGGAGGAGCGCUACCCCGAGGGGGACACGAGCAGGGCUGUGAGGACAGAAGCUGAUCUGGAUGCUUCAAGGCUGCGCAACGCGUCUGUUUGCAGCGGCUCCACGGCUGCCGCUGCACCACUCGACUUCCUAGCAACAUGCUAAAGACCAAGUACUUGGAUGGGCCCCUCAAAAACAAACACAACAAGGAGAACCGCAUGUCUUUCCCCGCCUUUAAACCUGCGUCCUAGAUGCGUCUUAGCUGUGUUUUGUUUGUGUGUUCAAGUCGCCGCUUACAUGUGAAAGCGGUGCAUCUAUGCUGUGAUGACCAAGAUUGUGCUAGCAGGGGUACCGGCAAUGAAGCGAGCGAGGGAUAGGCUGGAGCGAGCCUUGUGUCACGUGCCCGAACCCCAAGAGCAUGUUGGCGCAAGGUGGCGAAUGUCCAUGACUAUAGACCCCCAUAAUGGUGUGCAGGCGGUAUUCGCGUCCGCAGUAAGGGGUUGCAUGAGGCGGUGUUGAGGGGACAUGUGCUACCUCGCGUUCCGUUAGGCAGCAUGCACGGAGAUGAUCCGUCUCAAAGGUAAGGUCAAAGGGCGGGAUGAAUGGCUAUUACAAUGGCUGGAUGACUGAUGCCUUCUUUUGCGCUUUCUAAAUUGUCCGUCUGCGCGUUGCAUGGAACAAUCUACGUGCGCUGAAAUGCAUAAGUAUUUUGCUUUACAUGAUAAGAUAAUAUGUUCCGCUUGCGGUUUAUGUACAGCAUGAAUGUGAUUCUUUCGUUAAUUGGCGCGCAUGUAGCUACUUCAUAUCGCCGUAGCAUCCUGGCUGGCUACGGCUCGGGGUGGUCACCGGUCACAGUUUUCCUUGUCCUGCCCGCAGUCUUGCUGUGGGUAUUCUGGAAUUGUGGUAUUGUUCUUGUGAGGGUCGUGUUAGCCUUUGUCAUUCUUGCGCACGGGAGCUGGCAUACAUUAAGACCUGUGAAAGCAAGAGCUUAGGUAUGGUGGCCUUAUAGGCACGAGGGCCGGAAGGGCAGCGUUUUCGUAUACAGGGCAGUUGGAUUUUGUUAGGUUUUGUGGAUGUCGGUUUCCGCAAAUGUUGGUUGGCCGUGGUUGACAUGUCGAUAGAAAUACGUAAAUUUCCAGGUCCUUUGCUUACAACUCGUUGAGAGCAGAUGGAACCGUUGAUGGAACCAUCCAUUCAAGCGAAGGUUGGGGAUUAGGCCAGUCGCACUGUAGCUGACUGUAGGUGGGAUUUGCAACAUCCUAACAGCCACCCCAGGGCCUAGGUGUCACCACCGGUGCCAACCUGCGCAACUCGGUGAUGCACGCAUCCAACAACCAACGCGUCAAACCAAAAAGGCAC
Messenger RNA from Astrephomene gubernaculifera, 5700 nucleotides. NCBI's taxonomy places the organism in Eukaryota, Viridiplantae, Chlorophyta, Chlorophyceae, Chlamydomonadales, Astrephomenaceae. The record is from the annotation of a GenBank genome assembly.